CAGCCUCGAAAGAAGUGCACCGAAUCGUCAUCUUCGUGGGCCGCAUUGGAUAUUUUCAAAAAUGACGAUCCUCCUGGAUAUUACUCUCUGUGCCGUGCUCGCGGUGAUCGGGUACUACGUUUUCGAAAUCGCGAGGCUUGUGUACGCGUUCAGAGGUAUUCCGAGGCUGCACGAGAGCUUUCCUUGUUCGUUACCGCUGGAUCUCAUCUUCUCGAUGCGGCGCCUCAGAAAGAAAGUGAAGAAGCAGCCUGAGAAAGCCGUCACGCACGAGUCGAAGACGAAAAUGUAUCCACGAUGGCUCUUCAAAGCGAUGGACGUUAUGGUCCCGCAGUACUACGAUCAGCCUGUGGUCUGUUGCCUAAUCGGACCGAAGGGAUUCGUUCUCGCGUGUACUCCCGAAAGCGUUGAAGCAAUCUUGUCCAAUGUUUCAAAUGUCAACAAGGGAUUCAGCCAUCAUUUCCUCAAACCCUGGCUGGGGAAUGGUUUGCUAUCCAACCCCGGCGAUACCACCUGGAAGGUACAUCGGAAAAUGCUCACGCCCACGAUGCAUUUUCGAAUUUUGGACGAUUAUCGUCAAACCAUGAACGAGAACGCACUACGGUUCGUCGAUAAGCUUCGCCGAUUGAACAAUGAGCAAGUCGAUAUCUACCCCUUGAUCCGGAUGUGCACAUUCAGCAUACUUUUCGAAACCGCCUUCGGGAUUCGAUUGGACGAGAACGAUCCAGAACACCUGAAUUUCCUCGGCGACUGCGAUGAGUUGGCUGACCGGAUUCUCGCGAGGAUCAUAAAUAUUCCACAUUGGUUCGACUCGGUUUUCCGGCAUACUUCGGCUGGACGCCAAAUGGAAGCUGCCAGUCUAAGGAUUACCGAUUAUAUAUAUAAGGUCAUCGAUAUGAAACUGGCUUCGCUCGAGAAUAACAACGAGAUGGGGAAGAGUUUCAUCGAUACCGUCAUCAAAAUGCACCAAGAUGGUCUCUUGAGCCGUCAUGACGUUCGGGAUCAUGUCGCAACCUUCAUUGUCGGGGGUUUCGACACAACCGCGACGGCAAUGGCCUACACCCUCCAUCUCCUGGCUCACCAUCCGGAAAUGCAAGAAGAACUGCUCAACGAAGUUGAAAGCGUCGUCACUGAUGACGCGAGUGUUUCGAAGGAGCAAUUGAAGAUGUUGACCUUGACCGAGGCUGUCACCAAGGAAUCGAUGCGACUCUUCCCCCCGCUGCCAAUGAUAACUCGGAAUGUCAGUAAGCCCGUCCGCGUUGGGAAACAUGUGAUACCUUCAGGCACGGUGGGCCUGGUCGACAUUUUCCACCUCCAUAGGAACCCCUGCGUCUGGGAGGAUCCGGAAAAAUUCAAGCCCUCCAGAUUCCUCGACUCGAAAAACAGGCAUCCCUACAGCUUCGUGCCAUUCUCUGCAGGACCGAGAAACUGCAUCGGUCAGAAAUUCGCGAAUCAAGAAGACAAAAUUCUCCUCGCUCACAUCGUUAAGAACUUCACGCUGCACACGGACCAAGCAAGCGACGAUCUUCGAUUGAGCUUCGAUCUGAUCCUCAGACCACUCAACGGCAUAUCGAUUCGUUGUCAGCCGCGGACCGUUUGAGCACCUCCGCACAGCUUCGAGGAGGCAUCGAUGUCCCGGAAAAAGAAAUUGUUCUGUUUCGCUCGGCGAGAUGAAUUUUUCCGAGACCAAACCUAUGUGAUCGCAGGGAGCCGAGACUCCAACAGUGUAUCCGAAUCGUGAUCGGCUCGUGGUCGCGACUCUCAAAAUAAGGAGAGUACGCUGUCGCUCCCCAAGAAUAUUCCCAAGACUCAGCGUGACGAGAUCAGAAAUAUACGGUUUCGUAAAAUCUAGAAUCUCGAAUUUGACCCUGUUUGUCGAACACUGAAGAAAUCCUGAGCGUCCAUCGAAUAAAUUGAACUUGGAA
Molecule: messenger RNA, 1922 nt
Organism: Galendromus occidentalis (western predatory mite)
Lineage: Eukaryota; Metazoa; Arthropoda; Arachnida; Mesostigmata; Phytoseiidae
Product: cytochrome P450 4V2
Exons: 8
Coding region: 62-1597 (511 amino acids)
Molecular function (GO): iron ion binding; monooxygenase activity; oxidoreductase activity, acting on paired donors, with incorporation or reduction of molecular oxygen
Source: RefSeq, a predicted model, not a curated record